AUGUCCUCAGUCCCAACUGGAACGAACUCCCCGCAUACCUCAAAGAAAUGGACUAUCGGAACCCGACCGAUUUCCAUGAACGCGGCUUUCCACAAAGCACACAGCACGACCGACCAUUUCAUACCCUUCCUAGCCCCCAAGCUAGACUUCCAGAGGUCUUUCCAAACCUACAUGAGCGGAUUCGACAAAGGCAGAAUUGUUUGGACAGACUUCUUCCCAGCGGAAGAAGGAAUCGGCAAAGGCGCCCGGCGAGACCCGGAGGCUAUCAUGUUUGUUGACAUCGGUGGCGGUAUGGGACACGAAGGUCUUGCACUGAAGAAACGAUAUCCGAACCUGCCAGGUCGCUUUGUAAAUCAAGACCUACCUCAGAUCGUAUCAGAUCAGAAACUGCAUGGGAUUGAGUCCAUUGCUCACGACUUCUUUACUCCCCAGCCACUUAAAGAUAAACACCGAGUCGAAUUUGCCCCCCAAAGUCCCUUAUCCUGCUGCAUCCACCGGCACUAUUGGUGA
Letharia columbiana is the source of this 510-nucleotide messenger RNA. RefSeq lists its product as uncharacterized. NCBI's taxonomy places the organism in Eukaryota, Fungi, Ascomycota, Lecanoromycetes, Lecanorales, Parmeliaceae. The transcript has a single exon. The record is from RefSeq and is a predicted model, not a curated record. Gene Ontology annotation, molecular function: methyltransferase activity. The coding region runs from base 1 to 510 and encodes 169 amino acids.